UCUCUAUGAACUAUCGCGCUGACUGUCGCUUUCUCUCUCUCUCCUUCGCACCAUAUUCGCGAGUCAGCCACACAGUUUUUUUUCUUUCCACACUGGCAGAAUCAUUAAUAGGAGUCUUCAAUUGCGAUUUUUAAUCAAAAGAAGAUCAACAAGAAGAUACGAGCGUGAGAUGAGCGAAACUAUUAACACUGGGGCGCAGUUCCCGACAUUCGAGAAACCGACCGUGCAGUUCAACGAAAAGGGCUGGGGACCAUGCGAGCUGCCGGAUACGUUUAAGGAUGUGCCAUACCAGCCAUUCAGCAAGAACGAUCGCCUCGGCAAGAUAUGCGACUGGACCAGCACCUCGAACAACGACAAGAAGUACCAAAACAAAUAUGCUUCUACCUUUGGUACCGGCAAUCAAUACGCCUACUACCAUGAAGAGGACGAGACAACGUUUCAUCUGGUGGACACGGCGCGCGUCCAAAAGCCACCGCAUCAACGCGGUCGCUUCCGCAACAUGCGCAACUCGCGUUCGGGACGCGGUCGCAAUGCUCGGGGUGGCCUCAACACGCAUGGUCAUGGCAUGACCACGCUGAACAGCAAGAAUGUGAAGGCACGCGAUACGCGUCGUGGUGUUGGCAAGCGAUUCGGCCAUCGUGGUCCGCCACCCAAGAUGCGCGAAUCUUCGGUUGCUGUGCGCGCCGACUGGGCGUCCAUUGAGGAGAUGGACUUUCCGCGUCUCAUCAAGCUGUCGCUGCCAAACAUCAAGGAGGGCGAGGACAUUGCUACUUGCGGCACCCUGGAGUACUACGAUAAGACGUACGAUCGCAUCAAUGUGAAGAACGAGAAGCCGCUGCAGAAAAUUGAUCGCAUUGUGCACACGGUGACCACCACUGAUGAUCCGGUCAUACGUCGUCUGUCCAAGACGGUUGGCAAUGUGUUCGCAACGGAUGCCAUUCUGGCCACCAUUAUGUGCUCGACACGCUCCAACUACUCGUGGGAUAUUGUCAUCGAAAAAGUUGGUGAGAAGAUCUUCAUGGACAAGCGCGAUCAUACGGAAUUCGAUUUGCUGACGGUGAAUGAGUCGAGCGUGGAGCCACCAACCGAUGAUGAUAGCUCGUGCAAUUCGCCUCGUAAUCUGGCCAUUGAGGCCACAUUCAUAAAUCACAACUUUAGCCAGCAGGUGCUCAAGACCGGUGAUCAAGAGGCGAAGUACAAGUUUGAGGAAACCAACCCAUUUAUCAGCGAGGAUGAGGACAUACAGGUGGCCAGUGUGGGCUAUCGCUAUAAGAAAUGGGAGCUAGGCAGCGAUAUUGUUCUGGUGGCGCGCUGCGAACAUGAUGGUGUGCUACAAACGCCCAGUGGAGAGCCCCAGUUCUUGUCCAUCAAGGCACUGAACGAGUGGGACUCGAAACUGGCCAAUGGUGUUGAGUGGCGUCAAAAGCUGGACACACAACGUGGCGCCGUGUUGGCCAACGAGCUGCGAAAUAAUGCCUGCAAACUGGCCAAGUGGACCGUGCAGGCGGUGCUCGCUGGUUCCGAUCAGUUGAAGCUGGGUUACGUUUCGCGUAUUAAUCCCCGUGAUCAUUCGCGUCACGUCAUCCUGGGCACACAGCAGUUUAAGCCGCACGAAUUUGCCACACAGAUCAAUCUGAGCAUGGACAACGCCUGGGGCAUUUUGCGAUGCAUCAUUGACCUAGUAAUGAAGCAGAAGGAUGGCAAAUACUUGAUCAUGAAGGAUCCCAACAAGCCGAUUAUACGCUUGUACGAUAUACCCGAUAACACAUUCGAUUCCGAUGAUUCGGACGAUGGCGAGGGAGAUGAUGGUGAAGCUUUCCAGCAGGUCUACAACUAUGCCAACAACAGCAAUAAAAUUUAAACAAUUGCGUCUCAUUUCGAUUUCAGUUCCCAAGCACACAGACAAACAAUUUACACCAACUCGUAUUUAAUCAUAUAAAAAAACAAAAACCGGUUAGCAAUGCCAAAUCACAAUAACAUUACUGUAUUUGGCAUUCGUACUAAUCAAUUGAUUUUAAGUUGGCCAAUUAAAGGACAGAUUGGAAAUAAA
This is a messenger RNA of Drosophila grimshawi, 2050 nucleotides long. It is a transcript of the gene eIF3d1, whose product is annotated as eukaryotic translation initiation factor 3 subunit D-1. The record is from RefSeq and is a predicted model, not a curated record. Gene Ontology annotation, molecular function: translation initiation factor activity. The transcript has 4 exons. NCBI's taxonomy places the organism in Eukaryota, Metazoa, Arthropoda, Insecta, Diptera, Drosophilidae. Gene Ontology annotation, biological process: translational initiation. The coding region runs from base 170 to 1861 and encodes 563 amino acids. Gene Ontology annotation, cellular component: eukaryotic translation initiation factor 3 complex; cytoplasm.